GGUGCGCUGCAUUUCUGGAACGGUUUGCUUUUUUCAGCAGCCUCGAGCGCGUCUCAGCCAAUCAGAGCGAAGAACCGGCCCCCCACAUCGCCCCUCCGCACAUACAGAGCUGUAAUUGGCUGAUCCGCAAAUCAAUUUCCCCAUCCGCUACUCUCUCUGAAUAAAUACUUGUUGGAAAUCUGCCCUCCCACUGGUGUCUCGGCGUAGUGUCAUUCACCGAUCACACACACAGGGGCUGCAUUUAAGCCUGGGAGAUUUGGGGGGAAGAGACAGAGCUGAUGCAGGCUUAAAGGCAGGAAAAUCCAAAAAAACAAACUAACAUCAUGAGUAUGAACUACGCGUCGGCGGCGCCCACGCAGAGGUCGACGUCGUUUUUCAUUGAGGACAUCUUAUUGCACAAACCCAAGCCGCUGAGAGAGGUCAUUCCGUCACCGUUCUGUAGCUCCCUGGCCUCCCGGAUGCCCAUUCUGGAGUAUGGAUAUCCGCUGAUGCCAACCCCAAUCCUGGCGCCACAUCCGCACCAUCCUCUCCACAAGCCGGAGCAUCACCAGUACUUCUUCACAUCUGGGAUGCAGAUGCCGGCCUUGUUCCAGCACCACGCGGAAUUACCGGGGAAGCACUGCAGACGCAGGAAGGCCCGGACGGUUUUUUCCGACUCGCAGCUGUCCGGCCUGGAGAAGAGGUUCGAAAUCCAGCGGUACCUGUCCACGCCGGAGAGAGUGGAGCUGGCCACGGCGCUCAGCCUGUCCGAAACACAGGUAAAAACGUGGUUUCAGAACCGGCGGAUGAAGCACAAGAAGCAGCUGAGGAAGGCGCAGGACGAGCGGAAGACCCCCGGGGAUCUGGAGAGGUCCGCGGACAACUCCAGCGAGAGCGAACUGAACGAUAAGAGCGCGGAGGAGCUGAAGCACGGCCUGGAGCCGGACUCGUACAUGCUGGAGGAGAACGACGAUGAUGUGGAUAUCGAGGACGACAUUUGCUCCCCGGACCAUCUACUAUAGUAGGCUGCAGAGUUGUUUUCUAAGCAGCGACUUUUACACUGUAAAUGUACUGUAGAUACCACUGACUGUCUUUCCCUUCUAUUCCACAUAUAAAUUAGCCUACUGUUUAAAAAUAAUGUGGACGGGGGGCCACGCAAAGUGGGCCCAUUGAUUUUCUACAGUUGCCCUUUUUUCUCUGUGUAGGCCUAUAGGCUAUGAGACUUUCCUAUUGUCAUGCCUGGCGAGAUACA
Messenger RNA from Micropterus dolomieu (smallmouth bass), 1231 nucleotides. It is a transcript of the gene bsx, whose product is annotated as brain-specific homeobox. Gene Ontology annotation, biological process: regulation of DNA-templated transcription. Lineage: Eukaryota; Metazoa; Chordata; Actinopteri; Centrarchiformes; Centrarchidae. Gene Ontology annotation, molecular function: DNA-binding transcription factor activity, RNA polymerase II-specific; DNA binding. The transcript has 3 exons. The record is from RefSeq and is a predicted model, not a curated record. Bases 324 to 1001 code for a protein of 225 amino acids.